AUGCCCUGGGCCGCGGUCUUUACACACACUGCUCAUGAUGGCAACGCUGUCAUUCCCUCCCUCACUCGCACGGCAGGAGGACGCGGUUCUGCUGCGCCACGCGCUGCAGUGCGGCACGAAGCAGUGGGGCGAGCUGGAGAGGAGUGGUCAGCUCAAGAGGAGCAACAAGUCGUGCUGAAGUUCACUCACCACUAUCGCGAGAGCUUCCUGAGAAAUCACCUGGGAGGUGCUGCGUUCCUCCAGGACGUUUUAUUGGACGGAGACAGUUCGCAGCUGCUCUGUCAGGAUUUCCACCACCAGCAACAGGAGAAGCAGCAGCGUGCGGAGGGCGUGGGUUCACCUGCUCUCGCAUUCGGGGGCCUGUCGUUGGACGAGUGCACGGCUGUCUUCUUUGCCCCCAACGCGCGCUGCUGCCGCCAACCACCCUCACUGAACCUCUCUUCUCUCGCCAGCCCUCCUUCCCGAGCCGCCAGCGUAUCUGCUACUGCGGCUGCUCUUAAAACCGACUCUCCAGUGUCCAGGGAAGCCUUCCCCGUUGCUGCUGCCUCCAAUUCUUCUCCGCGUCGUGCGCUGAAGCGUCCAAGGGACGACUCCCCCAAGCUGGGGGCACAGCAACCGCUGCUCGGUGGACGUGAGAGCUGGUUGCUGCGACGGGGGUUUCUGCGAGGUGGGGUGGUGUGUAGCACGGAGUGGUGGCGUCAGUCAGUGGCAGAGCAGUUCCAACAGCAGGGGGCGAGCAGCCACGUGCAGGACGAGGAAGGAGCCCUUCUGAAUGCUCUGCUGCUAAUGGAGCAUCGCCAGCUGCAGCAAGGGGGAGCGAGGAGCAGGGCGCAGCGGGUGCUGUGGCCGCGCUUUGGGUCGGAGAGUGCCCUUCCAGACGACGUGAUGUUGGGGUGCAGCAGCGACGAACCUGCCUCCAUGCAACGCGCUGCUUUGUCUGCUCCUCCGCCCAUCCAUCCACACGCAGCGCUGGCAGCGCCAAUGCCUUCCCAGCUCGCUGCUCUACCUGGCUGCGCUCCCUUCUUCGGAAAUUCCUCCGCUGGCUGUGGGGAUCUCGCUCCCUGCAUUGGGGAUCUCGCUCCCUGCAUUAGGGGUUUCGCAGUACACGGGGAGGAGUGGCUCCGCGUUGCGUCAGAGAGCGCCCUUCCCGACGACGUGCUUCUGGGACUCUGCUUCGAGGACCCUGCCUUAACGCAGCGUGCUGCUCUGUCUGCUCCUGCGCCCGCCCAGCCAUUCGCAGCACCAAUGCCCUUGCCGCUCGCUGGUCUGCCUGGCCCCGCUCCUGGCAGCACGAGCAGGGGCUUUACAGCGGUGCUUGCUGGGAGUACGUGUGGCACACAGGAGCAGGAAUACCUGGAUGCAUGCGUUAACGUGCUCAGCAACAUAAGCAACCCUGACAACACUGACAAGCACAGUGCCAAGGACAACGGUGCUCUCUUUCUUGACACGCCCCUGGCUCACGUGCUGCUGGGUGGGAGUGCCCUCGCCGUGCCCUUGCCCAGUGGACCUCACACUGAGGGGCCUGCCGUCCCAAGUGCUGCUGGGGCAACCCUGCCAGAGUGGGCGGAGGAGCAGGGAGGGACCGGGGAAGGAGGUGCUGAGCAGCACAGGCAGCAGCAGUAUCUUGACCUAGAGCUUGACCGCAUGCUCUCGCUGCCACCACACCAGCCACAGCUGCACUCACAGCCACCGCCACAGCUACUCCCAAAGCCACUCCCAAAGCCACUCCCAAAGCCACUCCCAAAGCCACUCUUACAGUUACCAACACACGCGCCUUGGCUGCCUGUGCCUUGUCAACAUCCACGGGCUCCAUUGAACGCGCCCUCAACCCCAAGAGGGUUGCACAUAAAAGUUCCCAUACAGCCACGCCCUGUCAUGCUGCAGCAGCCCUUCCCCACUGGUGGUGCUCCACCAGCUCUCUGCAGCCCCUUACUCCCUCCCUUGCCUGACAUGACCGUCACAUGA
Messenger RNA from Closterium sp. Naga37s-1, 1965 nucleotides. The record is from the annotation of a GenBank genome assembly. NCBI's taxonomy places the organism in Eukaryota, Viridiplantae, Streptophyta, Zygnematophyceae, Desmidiales, Closteriaceae.